This is a messenger RNA of Yarrowia lipolytica CLIB122, 2103 nucleotides long. RefSeq lists its product as uncharacterized. Gene Ontology annotation, cellular component: TRAMP complex. The record is from RefSeq and is a predicted model, not a curated record. Gene Ontology annotation, biological process: nuclear mRNA surveillance of mRNA 3'-end processing; nuclear polyadenylation-dependent snoRNA catabolic process; nuclear polyadenylation-dependent rRNA catabolic process. Gene Ontology annotation, molecular function: RNA binding; protein dimerization activity. NCBI's taxonomy places the organism in Eukaryota, Fungi, Ascomycota, Dipodascomycetes, Dipodascales.
AUGCACCUUUCCCACCCACAGGAGAAACAAGUCUUCAUCACCACUCCGUCCCCGUCGUCCUCUGUUUCAACCCAGUCCACCGCCUCGUCGUCACUGUCGCUAUUCCACACGGCAGACUCCGAUCUCUCCGCCUCCGAAGAAGACGACUUUCCGUACCACGCAACAACCCACACAAAUAUAAAGCCUGGUGUGUCUUUCUCCGCCACCUCAGGCACAAUGAUGAGUGCGUUAUCCCCUGUCUCGGUGCAGUCUCCGUCGACCGUUUUCAUGAUGAAGGAACCCGCACAGGCACAGGCCCAGAUGUCCCACGACAACAACAACAACAACAACAGUAGCAGCCAUGUCACCACCCCUAAACACAACGCCGCCCCUGUAACCAAAUCAGACGACCCCUUCGAUGUCGACAACUACCCCACCGACUUUGACUCCGCCUUCCUCAACCUGUCGCCCACCAUGGGGAUGGGCCCCGGCGACGGCAUGGAUGGUAUUCCGCUGUUCAACGCAGAGGAGGAGUCCGCUUUCUCGUCCUUCCUCGACAACGUGGCUCUGGAUCCUAACUUCAUCUUCGAGCCCAAUCUCUCUGAUGCCCUGCCCAAGUGGCCCGAAUCGAAACCCUGGGGCCCCAACGACUCGCAUAAGCCACGAACCGACAAGUUCACCAAGUUUGGCAACUCUCCCGGUCUCGAUUUGCUCGCUGCCAAUUCCCCCGACGCAGUUAACAUCCACGAACGCCUACUGAAACACGAGUCGAAGGAGUAUCUCAGCCCCAACCACAACGACUAUGCUCAGAGCGACUCGCGGGCCCAGGCGCUCGCCAUGGCUGAAACACAGGGCUACGGACAGCUAAAACACAAAGAAAGCCGCUCAUCGUUAUCACAGCCCUCGUCGCUACACAACAACAGCGUGACGGGGUCGUCAGUCACAACCACACGUCCCUCGCCACAAACGUCGGGACCCUCCCCCGUGUCGUCGGGCACGUCAGCGGCGUCGUCCGCACCCAUGGGCCUUCAUUUCGGCUCAGACCCUGCAUUUGGAGGCUCCAGCUUCCAGCCCAACAGCGGCACCCCAGCCCUCAAAAAGGUGCGGGGCUUCGACGAGCUGCCCCCUGCCGUCCACGAGGGACACGGGCACAUGCACAUGCAGCCACAACGCAUGGUGACCGGUCUGGAGGGUGUAGUCAACCCCAAGCUGGUGGUUGCAGCUGCACAGAUGAGCCAGGGCGUGACGGACCAGAACAUCUUCAUGCUCAAGCGACGAAAGUCGGACAACAUGGCUGCAAGCAUGAACUCGAACGUGCCACACGAUAUCUAUGCUCCCGUCCCACAUGCUGAGCAGAUGUAUCAUAUGCAACAACAACAGCAACAGCAGCAUCUCCACCAGCAACAGCAGCAACAACAUCACCAACAAUCACAAAAUCAGCAUAUCCAACAACAGCAGCAACAGCAGCAGCAUCAGAUGCACCACCCUCACCAUACACAGCAGCACUUCCAGGCACGAAUGCACUUUGGCGACGGCAUGGAUGGCGAGGUGUCCAUGAGUACCGUCUCUCAGGCGGGUUUGCACAUGAACUCCAACCCUAGCAUGUUGUUCCCCGACAAGGAUGCUCUAGCAGACUCGUACCAGCAGCAGCAGCAGCAAAUGCAUAGUCAACACAACCCUCCUUCGCAUCAUCCUCAGCACAACCAGCAGCAGCAGCAGCAACCGCAGGUCAAGACUGAGCAGAAUAUGUCUGCAUCGCCUACUCCGGGAUCUCCCAACCUCACGGAGGACCAGAAACGUAUGAACCACAUCUCUUCCGAAAAGCGACGGCGGGAUCUCAUCAAGCAGGAGUUUGAGGAAAUGUGCGGCCUGGUGCCUCGUCUGGCUGCAAACAGCGAUGAGAAGGGCAAGCGACGCCAUGGUCAUCGAGGACGUAUGCCCAAGGACUCGGACAAGGACAAGGAUACUGGAACCAAGUCCAAGUCGAUUCUACUAUCGAUUGUGUACGAAUACAUGUGCGAGCUGGUGGAGCGAAACAAGGCCAUGCGGGGCAUGAUCACCGAAAAGGGCGGAUAUCACAGCGAUAUCGCCAAUGCUCUUCAUCCUCCCAAGAUUGAUGAGUAA